Hippocampus comes (tiger tail seahorse) is the source of this 1259-nucleotide messenger RNA. Its product is annotated as rho-related GTP-binding protein RhoA-B. The record is from RefSeq and is a predicted model, not a curated record. Bases 136 to 717 code for a protein of 193 amino acids. NCBI's taxonomy places the organism in Eukaryota, Metazoa, Chordata, Actinopteri, Syngnathiformes, Syngnathidae. The transcript has 5 exons. Gene Ontology annotation, biological process: small GTPase-mediated signal transduction. Gene Ontology annotation, molecular function: GTP binding; GTPase activity.
UGUGGUGUGCUUUCCCCUCCCCACCGCCUCACCGCACUUCCCUUCCCUUCAUCCUCCAGCUGCGCACUCAGCGACGGAGGCCAACAAAGCACAACUUGAAAAUCUUUUGGAAAUAUUGGCAAACAAUCACUGGCUAUGGCGGCAAUCAGAAAAAAGCUGGUCAUAGUGGGAGAUGGCGCGUGCGGCAAGACAUGCCUGCUGAUUGUGUUCAGCAAGGACCAGUUUCCUGAGGUCUACGUGCCCACCGUUUUUGAGAACUAUGUGGCGGAUAUCGAAGUGGACAGCAAACAGGUGGAGUUAGCGCUGUGGGACACAGCAGGUCAAGAAGACUACGACCGCCUGCGCCCACUCUCAUAUCCAGACACCGAUGUCAUUCUUAUGUGCUUCUCCAUCGACAGUCCUGACAGUCUCGAGAACAUCCCGGAGAAGUGGACUCCAGAGGUGAAACACUUUUGCCCCAACGUCCCCAUUAUCCUGGUGGGAAACAAAAAGGACCUGCGCAACGAUGAGCACACCCGCAGGGAGCUUGCCAAAAUGAAGCAGGAACCCGUGAAGCAGGAGGAUGCACGGGACAUGGCCAACAGGAUCUGUGCCUUUGGAUACAUGGAGUGCUCAGCCAAAACAAAGGAUGGCGUGAGGGAAGUAUUUGAAAUGGCCACCAGGGCGGCAUUACAGGCCCGGCGGGGAAAGAAGAGCAAUAGAUGCACCGUCCUGUGAAAACGGGUGGCAUGGGACUGCUUCCUGUUUGGGGGAAAAAAAGAAGCAGAGGGUCAAAUCCCACCCCCUUGCCCCCAAAAAAUACACCCACGCAAAAGACUGUUCUCACCAGUUUUUACAAAAGGUGCAACGCUUUUACUUGUUUUAUGUAUUAAGCUGAAAUAGGUUCUGUCAGUAUUGGAAGUCCUUUUUUUUUCUACUAAAGCAUCAGUCAAUCAGCCAUAAUAAAACCUCCUCUAUCAGCAUGUAGUGUCAUGAGAAGUCAGCAAACCUGCCAACUACAGUCCAGUGCUGAAGCCCUGCCUGCUGACCCGACGAAUGUUUCCACAGUCAACUAGGGUAAAAGUACCUGAUCACUGUGACUUCGACAAACUAACGCACACGCCGAGUCAACGUUUGUUUUGGUGUGCUCCAUUGACGAAUCCUCGUGUGCAUCGUGACAACGUGCACGAUAUGAGACUGGAAACUCAAUUUUUGUUAACACGCAAAAUGGAAACUUAGUGUUUUGUGUAAUAAAUUACUUUGUAAGAAUCUUGCUUCUA